UUUUAAUCUGUAUUAGAAAUUACAAAAACAAAAUGACAGUAAACGUCAUUUAUAAUUCAUUGCCCAAGUCGGUCGAAUUGAAUAAAAUUAUUUUUGUGCGCGUUUUGAAUUAUUCAGCGUAAAUGGAAAAUAUUAUUGUCUUGAAUUUGGGAAGUAGGAGUUGAAGUUCGGUUGUUGUGUUUCGUAACUGUGUUCAAGUGGUUAAUAGUGACAUUAAUGGCUACUACACCAAAACAAGUGAACGGCAAACCGUCGAAUAGUAACGGCUCCCUGGGAAAGCGGAAGAAAUCUCGUGGGAGCAGAGGCUCCUACCUAUCAAAAUGGUUAGAUAAGACAAUGCACCACAUACAAGAGUCGACACCUAGCAUGGAUACCUACGAUACUUAUGUAAAUCCGAAUUUGCAGUAUGUGAUGGGUAGUUCUCAGUUCGCUCCCGGCUACGAUCCUUACAGACACAUGUAUGGAUGUGGACCUGAGCCGAUGUCUCUGCCCACGCUGCCUUCAUACUGCAACCCACCUAUGAUGCCAUUCUAUGGGCCUGAGUUUCGGUAUGUGAAUAAUGUAAACAAAAGCGUUCAAGUACAGAGGCCGAGACUGCGGCGCCGCAGUGAGAACAAGGCUGAGGAGGUGAGCAGCGCCUCUCGGCAAGGGACCCCGACCCACUCGCACGCCAUGAAUUAUUUGCAACCAAAGAAUUUGACUGACAGCCAGGAUUUUGCUAGUUUACCCCCUAUAGUGACGUCUGUUGGUGACACAAACUCCAACAGUGAGAUUAAUUUGAAUGAGAAGGAUGAAGGGAGCAAUGCUAGGAGGUUCAGUGACCCUUGUGUGAGAGGACUGCCGGAUGUAGCGAGGCCUGCCAAUGGAGAUGUGGACUCUGGAUCAGAAGCAAGUUCUGACAUGUCUGGCAGUCAAGUUGGCAGUAGACUCCUGACAUGUCUCUUAGACCAAAUAUCUUCCCUGAAAAUGGCAAAUGAAAGACUGAGUAAAGACUUAAUGGAUACCAAAGUUGAGCUGGAAAACUUACGACAACACAACGCCAUACUGAAAGGUUCCAGCUCGAGUAUGGGUGCUACGCCUAACCAUUCACUUAAUGAAAAUGCGUACUUAGCAGGACAAUAUGCUCCGGGUUUCCUGACCGACUUGGUGCGCGAGAUCAGGGACGCAGCGCGCAUGCGCGAGGAUGCGCUGUACUCGCGCGUACGAGCCAUGGUCGUCGAGAGAAACGAUAACGGUUUGACAUCUUCGGAAGCUAAGUUCACAGAAAAAGCUCUUGAAGAGAUCAAGAGUUCUCUGCGAGCUUCGGAGGCGGAUAAGCGUCGUAUGAUGGAUCGCAUCGUCAAACUGGAAGACGAGUUGCGAGUCUUAAGAGUCACAAACGGUUUGGAGUCGAACGAAAACAAAAUAUCGAACGGUAACGUCGAAGACGCCGACGCUGAGCGGAUGCGCUUGCGCAAGGAACUUGCGGACAUGCGCAAAGCUAAACAAAACGCUGAGGAACAUUCGCUUAAACUUGAACGUCUUGUAACACAGCUACGUUCAAAAUUCAACGGGCUCCAACUCACGAACGGUCCCGAAUCGUUGCCGAGCGAUCCCGAACACGAGUCGAACGUGCGCGCGCGCCGAACGAGUGUCAACUCGGCGAACAAUUCAACUGUUGUCUUUGGCCCCGUUACCGAUUUGUAGCGAAUGGAGAUCGCAAACGCGACAGUCUGCAUCGUCGCUGAUCUAUUCUGGUCCAUAAUAUAUAAGUUUACCUGAACGGACUUCAGUAGUUCUAGAUUAUAACUCUUCUAUAAUCUGUGGUGAAGUGUUUCAGUUUUAGCGUGUGUUCUGCACUUUUUUUAGUCAUUGUGUGUUGAAUUUGAAUCUCAAUCACUGGAAUUGAUUAAUUUAAGGUCCAUAUUCACCCUUUUCCGAGUUUGGUUUUAAUAAAAUAGAACGUUAUUUAGUGCUAAUUCUGUGAUUUUUUUUUGUUUACGAAAGUAAAUCAUGUCUAAGUUUUGAAUAGAAGGACACGAAUAAAAUACAUUGCAAGCUUAUAUUAAUAAUUAUUUCAGAACUAAUGUUUUAAAGUACAGUUAACAUACAUUAUUCUAAUACAGACUGAAAAUUAAACAAAUAUUUUCGCUUAUAUAUCAUGUUAUACUAUAGUACACAUAUAAAUUUUGCGAUACAGAUUUUGCAACAAACGAUAACUCAGAGCUUAUUUAUUUGCCUAGAUACCGACACAUUCGUCGAUUGUACAAGGCCUCAGUACAUCACACUUCUAUAUUAGUUCAAGAAUGUUUUACACUUUAUACUAUUGGAAUAAAGUUGAUAAUUGCCCGAUA
Spodoptera exigua (beet armyworm) is the source of this 2333-nucleotide messenger RNA. Lineage: Eukaryota; Metazoa; Arthropoda; Insecta; Lepidoptera; Noctuidae. The record is from the annotation of a GenBank genome assembly.